UGAUAACUCGUGAAUAUGUUCUCCUUUUCUUUUCCUCUCCUCUCCAGGGAGCAGGAGGCUGAAGAGGAGGUGGAGCCUGAAGAAGAGGAGGAGGAGGAGCAUGAAGAGCAGCAGGUGGAGGUAGAGGAGGAUGAAGAGCAACAUGAGCAUCAAGAACACCAAGAUCAAGAUGUCCAGGAGGAAGAGGAAGAGCGCCCAAAGCCCAAACCUCUGGUCCCCCAAAUGGCCCCUCCGAAGAUUCCUGAGGGGGACCGAGUGGAUUUUGAUGACAUCCACAGAAAGCGUAUGGAGAAGGACUUACUGGAGCUGCAUACUCUCAUCGACGUCCACUUCGACCAGAGGAAGAAGGAUGAGGAGGAACUCAUCAGCCUGAAGGACCGAAUCGAGAACCGUCGGUCGGAGAGAGCUGAGAUCCAGAGGGUCCGAACGGAGAAGGAGAAGGACAGACAAAACAGGAUCACGGAGGAGCGUCACAGAAAGGAGGAAGAGGAGGCCAAGAGGAAGGCAGAUGAUGAUCUCAAGAAGAAGAAAGUGCUCUCUGGCAUGGGAGCAAACUUUGGAGGCUUCCUGGCAAAGGCAGAGACGAGGAAGGGGAAGCGUCUGACGGGUCGAGAGAUCAAGAAGAAGACCCUGGCCGAGAGACGGAAGGCGCUAAAUGUGGACAACAUGAGGGAGGACGCACUCAAGCAAGAAGCUCAGGAGAUGUGGAACUGGAUCUACCAGCUGGAGUCGGAGAAGUUCGACUACGUGGAGUACAUGAAGCACCAGAAAUACGAGAUCAUCGUGCUGCUGAACAGAAUCCAACAUGCUCAGAAAUUUAAGAAGAUCCACGGCAAAGGGAAGGUGGGCGGUCGCUGGAAGUAAAGGACGGAAAGAAGAGCAAUCGAAUGGAUAAUUGAAGGUGGAGGCCGUGGAGGCGUCGCCCGUGUGACAGAUACUGAAUGUUUAUUGAUAAUAAAACCACCUGCACUCA
Eleginops maclovinus (Patagonian blennie) is the source of this 973-nucleotide messenger RNA. It is a transcript of the gene tnnt1, whose product is annotated as troponin T type 1 (skeletal, slow). Bases 16 to 864 code for a protein of 282 amino acids. Gene Ontology annotation, cellular component: troponin complex. NCBI's taxonomy places the organism in Eukaryota, Metazoa, Chordata, Actinopteri, Perciformes, Eleginopidae. The transcript has 13 exons. Gene Ontology annotation, biological process: sarcomere organization; slow-twitch skeletal muscle fiber contraction; regulation of muscle contraction. Gene Ontology annotation, molecular function: troponin T binding; tropomyosin binding. The record is from RefSeq and is a predicted model, not a curated record.